AUGAGUGCAGUGCGGCUGUCGCCUGCAGCAAACCUCCUGCGAAAUUCGAGGCUGUUUGCUCUACCGUCACCUAUUCCGCUACCUACAGCCGACAGAUAUACCGACCAGCCUUCCUCCGACACAGCUACCACUAUCCAUCCAACACGAGCGGCAUUAGAGACACCAAAAACAUCUCUGAAAAGAGGCGACUGGGGGUUGAAGCGUCCGUUGCCCAUAAGAACUACCACCAAAAGUGGUACUCCAACUUUCAGGAUACGAGGAGGCAUCGAUACACCUGAGCAUAUUGCCGAUUUCGAAUCAGCCGCCGACCAUGUCAUAAAUCUACGGAAGUUCCAAGAGCUGGACUUACGAGUCACACUCCCAGACGAUAAGGGAAGGGGGAGACGCGACAACGUCAGUCCCUUUGCUCCAGCGCUCGACAAUACGACUGCAGAUGCCCUUCCCGAAAUUGAACAACAAGACGAGUCAACCGCCUGGCUCAGCGCCGACAAGGCGCAACGUGUAGCCAAACUCCCGGCUCACCUGAAAGCCAGCCUUGAGCAGUUUGAGCAGUCUGAGGCUGAGAAGCGUGUUCAAUCCGACUCUGUCGCGGACUCGAUCUUUGAGGACGAGGCAUCUAUGAGAUUUGGAGCAGAACUCAUAGAUGACCCGAAUUCGACUAACCCGGCAAAGCGAAGAUGGCGCUACACUGGUCCAUACUUGGCCGGGAUCACAGAAUUUGAGUUUGAUAACUUCUUGAAUACAAUCACACCAGAAAAGAAAGCUGCAUUCCGAGAUCUCGUAAAGCAACAUCUUACAGAACGGCGACUUUCAGAGCAGCGUUCCACGGCGUUGGAUGAAGGCUCCGCGGAAGAGUUAUCCCAGCAGACUCCUGCUGAGAUAACCGAGGAAGAUAUCACCGGGCACCUCCGGGACCUAAGAUCAGAGCCGGGCCAAUUCGGACCCUUGAUUGCGAGCUUCUUUGAUCUCGCAGAUGGACCCCAGCCAGAGCUUGGCAACAAGGAUCCUUGGUCGUACGGACGGGACACGAUCACCGCAUAUCGAUACAAGCAGACGGGUCCUCCUAGGACACAUCCGUCGGCUGGUCUAUCUUAUCAAUACUCUGGCAGGUUUGUCCUCAAUGAUGCCAGAAACGGUCCGUUGGCAGGCCGGCAGCCAGCUGCUGGCAGGGUCUUGCAAUCAAGUGCCAUGAGUGACACCCAGAAUAAGCCUCACUUGGGUGUGGCUGGAUUCGUUGUCAGUAACCCGAACAGAGUGGACGUUGGCAAUCUCAAAUGGGAACCCGUGCCAGGUGGACCGAAAUGCGUCGUCCAGCCUGAGGCCGCCAUUGUCACGCAGACUGGGAAGCUUGAUAUCCAGGCCUCUGUAAAGACUAAUUGGCAUCUCAAAAACAAUAUCCCUCAGGCAGACUCUGAUCUGCGACAAACCCGAGAGCAAGUCUCUGCAGCGGCAAGAUCUAAUUCUUUGCGGACACCCCUCCUUCGAAGAGGUCGAGGCCGAGGAGGGCGAGUCAAGAUUGACGCAGACCUUGUGGACGAGAUGGAUCGCUUGACUCAGUCUGCAUCUCAGAGCUAUGAUCCAGACCGGCGUUCCUAG
Messenger RNA from Exophiala aquamarina CBS 119918, 1596 nucleotides. RefSeq lists its product as uncharacterized. Gene Ontology annotation, cellular component: mitochondrial small ribosomal subunit. The transcript has a single exon. Bases 1 to 1596 code for a protein of 531 amino acids. The record is from RefSeq and is a predicted model, not a curated record. Gene Ontology annotation, biological process: mitochondrial translational initiation. Gene Ontology annotation, molecular function: structural constituent of ribosome. NCBI's taxonomy places the organism in Eukaryota, Fungi, Ascomycota, Eurotiomycetes, Chaetothyriales, Herpotrichiellaceae.